AUGAUAAGAAAUAUAUAUGAAAAAAAAAAAUAUUAUAAAUUUCUUUUAUUUAAUUUGAGAUUUAUUCAUGAUGGACAUUUAAAUAAAAUUCUUAAGAAUAAAUAUAAAGAAAAAGUUAGAGAUAAAUAUUUAGAUAAUAUAUAUAAUAAUGAAAUUAAUAUUAAUACUAUAAAUAAAAAUAUAAAAAAUAAAAAAAUUGAUUAUCUGAGACAGUUAAUAUAUGAUGAAGUGGACACUGAUGAAUAUUUAUUAAGUGAAAAUAUUUUAGAAGAAAUUAAAAGAAAAAAAAAAAAAAACCAGGAAAUAGAGGAAAAAAAAAGAGAUACAAAUAAUUUGGGUGAACUAGAUAAAAAAGAAAUGAGUGAAUCAAAAUACAAACAAGCAAUAAGAAUAUAUAAUUUAUUAAAGUUAAAUGAUAAAACUAACGUUUUUGAUGAAGAUGUUUUUAUGAACAUAGAGAGCAAAAUUAAUCAUGAUAUUUAUCAAUUUGCUCAAAAAAAAUUUAUCAAUGAUGAUUACGAAGAAAAUGUAGAUGAUACGUAUAAUAAUAAAAAAAACAUUAUAAAUGCUAAAACUUUAGAUAAAGAAGAAAAAAAAGAUGAUAUUAUAAAUAAUGUUAUUAAUUUAAAUGAUAAAACAGAAAUUAAUACAAACGAAAAAACAACUAACGAUAUAAAUAAUGUUAAAAAAUUUGAUGAUACUAAUUUUAUGAGUAUAACAAAAAUGAAUUUGCCUAUAUUUAAUCCAACUAGCUUUUGCUUAUCUAUAGAAUGUUUAACUAAUCAUAUUUGUGAUGAUUUAAUUUUUUUAUUUGGAGAUAUAAUUGAUGAAAAAAAAAUACCUGAAAAAAAUGAAAAUGACAGAUUAUAUAAAUUUAUUAAUUCAUUGAGCGAGUUUUUUUGUUUAGAAAAAAAUGAAACAGAUGUUGAAAGGUGGAUGAACAGUGUAUAUAAAAAAAUAAAAAAUAAAUUACCACAUAACAUCAGUAAUAUCAAAGAUGAAUAUAUAGAAAACUGGAUAAAAGGCCAUAUAAAACGAGUUUUAUUUAAUGAAAAAUUUAAAAAUGAAAAAUUAUACAAAGAAAAAUAUUAUAAUUUAGGAAAUGAUUUUGUAUACGACAGUUUAUCUAUUAAUAAUGAUGUGAUAGAUAAUAAAAUAGAUUUUUCUACUAAUAAAUUAACAUAUUAUUUUAAAAGUAUUAUUGAAUUUUUCAUAGAGAAAAAAAUAGAUAGUGAUUUAGAAGAACAAUUAAAUAUGUUGUUUUUAAAUUUAAAAAAAAUAGGUUUAGAAAACUGGUUAAAAAUGGAUAUUAAAGAUUUUGAGAAAUAUCUUUUAAGAAAUAAUAAUUCCAAUUUUUUAGAAAUAACAGAUAGUGAUAGGUAUGUCUCUUUUUUAAUGUUAAAGUGUGCAAGCAGAAAUAUUAUUGAUUUCUUUUUUUAUGAAGAAUUUUCUCCUUUUUAUAUUUUUCAUGAAAAACCUAAGAAUUCCAUUGAAGAAAAGAUAAACAAAUUAGAAGAAAAUAAGCAUAUAUCUGAUGAAGAUAUAAAAAAAAUGAUUUAUUGUGGUAAUUCUUCUGUAACUAUUCUAAAUAAUAAUAAGAAUAGUUGUGAAUAUAAUGAAAUGGAUAUUGACCUAUUUUUAGAAAAGGAAAAGAAAUAUAAUAUGAAUAGAUCGUUAAUUACUUACAAUUUUGAUGAAAAUACUAAUUCAUACACAUAUAAAUAUAAGCAAAUUCCUAAUACUAUUUAUGAUCAUAAUACAAAUAAAUAUAUAAGAGAAAAAGAAACAAUAGAUCCAAUGUUAAAAUUAAAUGAGAUGAGAUCUUCUAUUUUGGAGGUUAAAAGAAUGAUGAGUAUGACUAAAGAUGGAAGAGUUUAUUACAUCAGAAUAGUUAUAGUAAUAGGUAAUGGAAAAGGUGUAUAUGGAUAUGGAGUAGGUUUCGGAAAAAAUAUAAAAGAGGCAAGAAAUAGUGCAUUAUUAAACUCUAUCAGUAAUAUAGAUUUUUUAGAUUACAAUUAUAAAAAUUGCAUUUUAAAUUUUCCUGUGAGUGGACAAGAAUAUUCAUCACAUGUUAAAAUAAUACCAAGACCAUUAGGUAAAGGAUUAAAGAUGAAUAGAAAAUAUUUGCCAUUAGGAUACAUUUUGGGUCUGGAUAAUGUUAAAAUAUCUUUUAGUGGUAGUAAUAAAUGGAUGAGUAGAAUAAAAGCUUUAAAAAGAUGUUUAGAUAAAAUAAUAUCUAUUAAAACGUUGUGUAAAAUGACAGGAAAAAAGUAUGUGUGUCAUUUUGCACCUCAUUAUUGUACUAGUCAUUGGCCUGAUUACUGGUUUAAAAAUAUUUUAAAAGAAUAUAAAUAUAAAAUUCAAAAAAUUCAAAAAAAAAGAAGUAUAAUUUGUAAAAAGAAUUUUAGGUCUAAUAUUUCAAAAAUCCCAGAAGAAGUUAAACCAGAUUUUACUCCUUAUUCAUGGAAAACGCCAAUUCAUAAAUAUAUAGAAUCACAAAAAUUAAAAAAAUAUGUUGAUAAUAAUAUUUAUCAUACAAAUGUUUUUUAA
This is a messenger RNA of Plasmodium gallinaceum, 2550 nucleotides long. RefSeq names its product mitochondrial ribosomal protein S5 precursor, putative. Gene Ontology annotation, cellular component: ribosome. Bases 1 to 2550 code for a protein of 849 amino acids. Gene Ontology annotation, molecular function: structural constituent of ribosome; RNA binding. Gene Ontology annotation, biological process: translation. The record is from RefSeq and is a predicted model, not a curated record. NCBI's taxonomy places the organism in Eukaryota, Apicomplexa, Aconoidasida, Haemosporida, Plasmodiidae. The transcript has 2 exons.